Molecule: messenger RNA, 504 nt
Organism: Acytostelium subglobosum LB1
Lineage: Eukaryota; Evosea; Eumycetozoa; Acytosteliales; Acytosteliaceae
Exons: 3
Coding region: 1-504 (167 amino acids)
Source: RefSeq, a predicted model, not a curated record
AUGUUCGUGGCAUCGUCGGUGGUUGUUAUGGCCGACACUGACAUUGUCCCAAUGCAGCAACAUGAUCCACGUGUACACCUUGCAUUGGUCAACCAAGUUCGUGCGUCGCGUGGACUUAAUCCACUGGUGCUCAGUUCAUGUCUUCAGAACGCCGCCAUGUUCCACUCCAACUACAUGGCAUCCAUUCACCAGAUGACCUUGUUCGACACCUAUGGCAACACCUACAACCUGGUCUCUGCCUACGGCCAAAUCUCUUCGUCCUACGGCAUCAACGUGGCGUCUGGCUACGUUUCCGACAACCAAGUGGUCUACUUCUACUCACAGAACUACAGCAAUCUCCAGGUGCUGCUGAACCCAUUGGCCAGAGAGCUCGGUGUUGGCGUUGUCUUUGACGGUAUGAACUACUACUGGACCACAUUGAUCACCGAUGUCAUAGUCAUGCUUGACCUGUUGAUCAUUGACAGUCACAACAGUCUUGAAUAUAUAAUCAAUUAUUAUUUAUAA